Molecule: messenger RNA, 939 nt
Organism: Ceratotherium simum simum (southern white rhinoceros)
Lineage: Eukaryota; Metazoa; Chordata; Mammalia; Perissodactyla; Rhinocerotidae
Product: olfactory receptor 2F1-like
Biological process (GO): G protein-coupled receptor signaling pathway
Cellular component (GO): membrane
Molecular function (GO): G protein-coupled receptor activity; olfactory receptor activity
Source: RefSeq, a predicted model, not a curated record
AUGAAGGACAAUCUGACCUGGGUGAGUGAGUUUGUCCUCAUGGGGCUCUCCAGUGACAGGCAGAUCCAGGCUGGACUCUUUGUCCUGUUUGGGGCCACCUAUCUGCUGACCUUACUGGGCAACGGCCUCAUUGUCCUCCUGAUCAGGCUGGAUGCACGACUGCACCUGCCCAUGUACUUCUUCCUCUGCAACCUGGCAGUGCUGGACAUUUGUUACACCUCCAGUGGGGUCCCCCAGAUGCUGGUGCACUUCCUCUUGGAGAAGAAGACCAUCUCCUUCACCCGAUGUGCAACCCAGCUCUUCUUCUCACUGGCUCUGGGAGGGACUGAGUUCCUGCUGCUGGCAGCAAUGGCCUAUGACCGUUAUGUGGCAGUCUGUGAUCCCUUGCACUACAUGGCAAUGAUGGGUCCUAGGAGCUGUGCAGCACUGGCAGCAGUCUCUUGGCUCACGGGCCUGGCUAAUUCUGCUGUGGAGACGGCAGUCACCAUGCGUCUGCCCACCUGUGGGCACCACGUGGUGAACCAUGUGUCCUGUGAGACACUGGCACUGGUCAGAUUGGCCUGUGUGGAUGUCACCCUCAACCAGGUGGUCAUAGUGGUCUCCACCGUGGUGGUGCUGCUGGUGCCCUGCUGCCUGGUCUCCCUGUCCUACGCCCACAUUGUGGCCACCAUCCUGCGGAUCCGCUCCACUGGGGGACGCCGCAAAGCCUUUGGGACCUGUGCCUCCCACCUCACUGUGGUCUCCAUGUCUUAUGGGAUGGCCCUGGUUACCCACAUGCAGCCCAGCUCUACAGCCUUAACCGAGCAGGACAAGGUGGUGGUGCUGUUUUAUGCUGUGGUGACUCCCAUGUUGAAUCCGCUCAUCUACAGUUUGAGGAACAAGGACAUGAAGGCUGCUCUGAGUCGAGUUCUGAUGAGGAGUUCUGAAUCAAAACUUUAG